AUGGAAGCGACGAGAGCGACAAAUCAGGAGUAUCUACUUGGCGUGGGAAAAGCCGAUAUUACCGGACCCGUGGUCGAGCUUAAUUUCAUGGGAUAUGCAUCUCUAGCACAAAUUGGAACUGGUCUUCGACAACGUAUUUACUCACGUGCUUUCAUCGUUGGCGAUGUGAACAACCCUGACAAUCGUUUUGUCUAUCUGGUCCUCGAUACUGCUUGUGGAGACACUGCCAUUCGUUAUGGUAUCCUCGAAGCAUUAGCAAACCUUGGAUCCGAUUACUCCAUGUAUGGACAAAGCAACGUUGCUGUUACUGGUACUCAUGCUCAUUCUGGACCCGGAGCUUGGCUCAACUAUUUGCUUCCUCAAAUUACUAGCUUGGGAUUCGAUAAGCAAAGUUACCAGGCUAUUGUUGAUGGUGUUGUCCUCUCCAUUCAAAGAGCUCACGAAAGUCUUGAACCUGGAUACUUGAGUUAUGCUGACACAAACAUCACGGAUGCAAAUAUUAACCGUAGUUUGUGGGCCUAUCUUGCCAAUCCUGCUGAAGAGAGGGCUCAAUAUGAUACUACCACGGAUACUACAUUGACCAUGCUUCGAUUUCAACGUGCUUCAGAUGGUUUGAACACCGGAGUUUUGUGUUGGCACAGUGUUCACGGGACAUCUAUGCUGGAGAACAAUACCCACGUUACCGGAGACAAUAAAGGACUUAGCAGUUAUCUAUUCGAGCAAGCAGCGAAGGAUGAUUCCACUGCAGCAUCAGGUUUCGUGGCUGCGUUCAGUCAAAGCAGCGUUGGCGAUACCUCACCGAAUGUUCUUGGAGCAUGGUGUGAUGAUGGGUCUGGAGAGAUGUGUACUUUGGAGCAUAGCACCUGCAAUGGAACCAGUGAAGCUUGCCAUGGAAGAGGUCCUGAAUUCCAAAAGGUUGAUCUCGGUGUUUCUAGCUGUUAUGAAAUUGGCAGGAGAGUUUAUGCUGGUGCAAAAUCACUCUAUGACUCUUUUGAUAGUGUGGCAACAGCUGUCUCGGAUUCUAGCGUAAAGUUCUACCAUACCUUCCAGGAUAUGCGUUAUUUCAGUUUCCCUCUUCCCAAUGGAACCGUGGUCCAAACUUGCCCAGCAGCACUUGGGUACUCUUUUGCAGGAGGAACCACUGACGGACCUGGCGCUUUUGAUUUCGUUCAAGGAGAUAACAAUAGCAAUGCGCAGAACCCGUUCUGGGAAGUCGUUUCCGAUCUCCUCACAACUCCUAGCGCUGCUCAAGUUGCUUGCCAAAGUCCUAAGCCUGUUCUUCUCGACGUAGGUGAGAUGAGCGUGCCUUACGCUUGGUCACCUAAUAUCGUUGAUAUUCAAUCUUUCCGCGUCGGUCAAAUGAUCAUCAUCGUUACUCCUUCAGAGGCCACCACCAUGACAGGACGUCGCUGGAAAGCCGCUGUAGCUGCUGCUGCUACCAACAACUCAAUCGUCACUUCGACACCGAAAGUCGUUCUUGGUGGUCCAGCAAACACCUACGCACACUAUGCUGCUACUCCAGAGGAAUAUGGUGUUCAAAGAUAUGAAGGCGCUAGCACGCUCUACGGACCCUGGGAAUCUUGGGCGUAUAUACAUCUUUCAGAGUCCAUGAUUGGGUAUUUGGCAGCAGGAAAUUCUAGUACAGCUCCAGCUGGCCCUUCGCCACCCGAUAAUGUCAAUAACUCCCUGAGUUUUAUCGCAGGCGUAGUCUACGACGGUGCCCCGAUUGGCAAGAGCUUUGGAGAUGUACUUGAACAACCUAACGCCGCCUAUUCCAUCGGCGACGUCGUGAAUGCCUCGUUUGUCGGUGCCAAUCCUCGUAACAAUCUCAGCCUUGAAGGUACUUUUACAGAAGUCCAGAUGUAUGAGAACGACGUUUGGACAACUGUGAGGGAUGACAGUGAUUGGUUUCUAGAGUAUACUUGGUACAGGGAUGACAGCUUGUUGGGCACAAGUCAUGUUGUUAUCAGUUGGGAGACAGAGAGUUAUGCUACUGCAGGGACCUAUAGGAUUGUUUAUCAUGGGGACUGGAAGGAAGCAUUGCUUGGGACUAUCACGGCGUUUAACGGGACCAGUAGUAGUUUUACGCUUUCUUGA
This is a messenger RNA of Mollisia scopiformis, 2097 nucleotides long. RefSeq names its product Neutral/alkaline nonlysosomal ceramidase. Gene Ontology annotation, molecular function: N-acylsphingosine amidohydrolase activity. Bases 1 to 2097 code for a protein of 698 amino acids. The record is from RefSeq and is a predicted model, not a curated record. The transcript has 9 exons. Gene Ontology annotation, biological process: sphingosine biosynthetic process; long-chain fatty acid biosynthetic process; ceramide catabolic process. NCBI's taxonomy places the organism in Eukaryota, Fungi, Ascomycota, Leotiomycetes, Helotiales, Mollisiaceae. Gene Ontology annotation, cellular component: extracellular region.